AUGUCAACUGAGCCGCCCGCCUGGCCGGCUCAGGACGAACACGAGUCGCGAUCUCCCGCCGGAACCCGUCCCCGACGGUCGCGUCGGAAGAAGGACGACGACAUUGACGUCGAUCGCAAAGAAAACACCAAACUCUCCAAACCAAAGGAUAAGGAUAAGGACAAGGACAAAGAGAAUCAGAAGGAAAAUUUGGACAACAACUCCGAACCCAAGGAGAAAGAAACGAAACGGGCCAGUCGACGUCAGCGGGAUAAAUCCUCCUCCACGUCAAACAACACGACUCAAUCGACCACCUCACAUCCUCGCAAGAAGCCCAAGCUGGAACCGUCGCCGCCGGAUCAAAGCCCCAUACUUGCUCCGGCCAUAGCUGCUGCUCCAGCAGUCUCAACAGCUCCAGCUUCUACGCCAAUAUCCACCCCCGUGCCAGCUCAUGUUGCUCCUGUUUCUGCUCCUGCGCCCAGUCCUCCGACACGUUCGCCCCCAGAGCUAGCAGGAAAUCCACAGCCUCCCCCCCAAUCCCUGAUGCAGCAGUCCCGAUCGCUCCAUACGUCCUCGCCGCUACUCUCUUCGUCCCAUCCCACUCCUCCUCCCCCACCAGCUCCCUACCCGGCGAUGCUUUCGUCGGCGCCUCCCCGACCCCAAUCCCAACCAUUGGCCCCUCCGCCUCAGAGGACCAGUGGCCAGAACUUUGACCCCAUACGAUCUGCUUUCGAUACGACCUCAUCGGCUCCCGCUCCAAGUACCGCCCCGGUUUCCGCUGCGUUUAGUCCGCCCCCGCGCCCAAUCUCUCCUCGGCCACCAUACCGCGCCAGCGCCUCCCCCGCUAUAUCUAGCAUAAUUGAUCCUCCGCAGAACACAUCGCCUCCUCUCUAUGCUCCCCGCCCGUAUGGAUCCCCUGGUCGCGUUGCGCCGGGCUACUCGCCGACCCCCAUGGCAUCUACAAUUGCACCCGCAGCCACUCAGCCCCCGCUCCAACACCCUCAAGUACAGACACCAUCGCCAUAUGGACCUCCCCCGCAGGCCAAACCCUCCCAGGAAUCUCACACUCCUGGUCGAUUAACCCCAUCGCAACCUCCUGCGCCGGCGCCAGUGCUGGAACCCAAGCCGUCUCCGCCUGCAAUCCAGAACCCUUCGUCGCCAGGGCCCACACCUAUGGAAGUAGAUAGCGAGCCAGCCCCAACCACCACCAAAGCGCCCAAAAAGGAAGCAAAGCCUCCUGCAACAGCGCCUUCCUCGAAUGCGCCGUCUCCAAAACCUUCACGACCGGCGAAGGAGGCGCCUCUUCCGUUGCCUCAAGGCUCUGGACUCAUUUCCAAUGCGUUGUUUGGUGGUGUGGAUGAUAGCGCUUCGGAUACCUCCGCCCGCCGCACGCCAAAUAUCAUCGUGCACAUCCCCCUCAAAGGACACGCAAAUCAAAUCGUGAAUUUUGCGCGUUUGGCGGAGGAACAGUAUGGGUUUGCUGCCCUGCACCCAAGGCUAGCCGCUCAUAAAGAACGCCUGGCUCGAGUGGCGGCUGCAGGCGCUGCUCUCGAGCGAAGUGAUCGAUCCGGCCGGGGUCUUUCCGCUGGCGAAAGCGCAGACGAGGACCUCAGUCUCGAUGCUGACCGGGAUAGCGAUCUCGAUGGGGAGGGCGCAAUGAGUGCAGCACCCGCGCCAACCAGUGAGCCGGCGGAUGGUAAGAAGAAGCGUCGCAAGAAGAAAAUGGAGGAAUACGAUCGAGAUGAUCCGUUCGUGGACGAUAGUGAGAUGGUCUGGCAGGAACAGGCCGCAGCUAGCAAAGACGGGUUUUUUGUAUACAGCGGUCCCUUGGUCGCUGAAGGUGAAAAGGUGCAGGUCGAAAGAGCGGACGGCACGAUCAAACGGGGUCGUGGUCGUGGACGCGGUGGCCGCAACCGAGCUCCGCCAACGGCUCACCAUCAGGUACCUCUAGCAGCGGCGGUCCCUAUCUCACAGGAAACGGGUCUUCCCAUCCGUGGUCCUGGUUCAAGGGGCGGCAAUAUCAAUCGCCGACCCCGCGUGAGCAAGAAGGCGGAGCAAGACAAGCCUGGUGCAUCACCAUCGGCAUCACAAGGACGAGGGGGAAGUAUCGCUGCUCGUGGAGGCUCGACCAGCCAUCGCGGAGGCAAAGCCCCAAUGGUAGAAUUAGCACCACGACCAAAUCUCGCUCCAGCUCCACCAGUCCCGAGUCCAGGUCCCAGCCCGGAGGUUGCCACGAAAUAA
Messenger RNA from Aspergillus ochraceoroseus IBT 24754, 2220 nucleotides. RefSeq lists its product as uncharacterized. The transcript has 2 exons. The record is from RefSeq and is a predicted model, not a curated record. The coding region runs from base 1 to 2220 and encodes 739 amino acids. Lineage: Eukaryota; Fungi; Ascomycota; Eurotiomycetes; Eurotiales; Aspergillaceae.